AUGGAAGCUGCGAAAGUGAUUGCAAAAGAUCAUGGGUUCUUUUUGACACAUUCAUCAACCAAAUCAAAUGAUGGCGAGAAGUACCCCCGAAUAUAUCUUCACUAA
This is a messenger RNA of Linum tenue, 105 nucleotides long. NCBI's taxonomy places the organism in Eukaryota, Viridiplantae, Streptophyta, Magnoliopsida, Malpighiales, Linaceae. The record is from the annotation of a GenBank genome assembly.